AUGGUCGCUCGUCGACGCCCGCGCAGUUGGCGCUACCUGGUGGAGUGUCUGCGGGACCCUCCGCGCAGCGACUUCGCGUUCGUGCCGCACCAGUACAUCUCGGCGCCGCUGGAGCUCUCGGACGCGUCCGACCUCUCCCCGAGCGACGAGAGCACGCCCAUCAACUCCCGGCCUGAGCACCGCCAGAAGCGGCUGGCGCGCCAGCGCAAUGCCUUCUUCGGGCUGCACGUGGCGGCUAUGGGGGCUGCGGGUGUGGCCUGUGCCUGGCUCUCGCUGUUCCCCAUAGCUCCGGGCAGACUCUACAACAUGCAGGUGGAUGUGUUCCGAGCUAGACACGAGCACGCCGAGUUCUUCUUCCGCUCGUGUCUGUAUCUGGGCACAGUGCUCGGAGCAGCGGGGGCGGGAUACUGCGGAGACCGACUGGGACGCGCCGGGACCCUGGAGCUGGCUGCCAUCCCGUUCAUUGUGGGCUGGGUGCUGGUUGGCGUCGCCUAUGGAGAGCUCACAGUGCUGAUCGGACGAUAUCUGCUUGGUGCAGCUGCGGGGAUUAUCUACGUCAUCGUGCCUGUGUACUUGGCGGAAGUGAGCGCUGCACACACUCGCGGACGGGUUAUCUGCGGGCAGAUGUUUAUCUCGUCGCUUGGAGGGAUCCUGUAUUUAGCGCUGGGGGCGCUCUUCAUGUACUUGAGUCGCCAAUAUCUUGGCUUUAACCUCAGUGAGUGGAAGGUGCUGGCACUGUCCGGGGUGGUGCCUGCCUUGGUGCUGUUGCUGUUCGCGCAGAAACUCCCGGACUCGCCCACGUGGCUUAUCGCUCGCCACGAUGACCGGGAGGCGGCGUUUGAAGUGCUGUACAAGCUGUUCAGCCGUGACGAAAGGAUUGCUGAGGACGAAGCGAACGCAAUCAUCCACGCCAAGGUGCUGGCCGCGAGUGAGUGGCGCCACCACGGCGCAUUCUUCCGCCCCGUUCUGCUUUGCGCUGCACUGUUCACUUUACGCGCUGUCAGUGCCUUCCUGCUCGAGCCUGCGAUUACUUCGACGCUCGUUGAAGCCAGCAGCAGAGGUGUCGGUGGAAACCACAACAACGCAUCCUUUGUGCUCACGAUCUUCGGUAUCGCCGUUGAAGGGGCCGAAGACGGCUUGAUUGCUGUAACGAUGGCAGUCGCCGUGGCAGCUACGAUGGGCGUAGUAGCCUGCUUUUACUUCGUUGACACCAGAGGACGACCUGCAGCGCUUCAGUGCGGGUGCUACUUGGUAGCGUUGGCUUGCGCUUUCCUGCUGGUCUCCGUCUACAAGAACACGCAGCAAGCAGACGACGACGGCGUGGCUCUCAGCGAUUCCGGUUGGGCCGCCAUGCUGCUGGUCAACGCUGGUCACCACCUCGGAUUCGGCAUUGUGCCUGUGAUCAUGGUCAGCGAGCUGUUUGCAGUGAAGCAGCGCAUGGGCGCAGUCAGUCUCGUGGUCAUCUGGGAGGCGAUUGUAAAUAUUGGACUUGCGCACGCAUUGCCUUCGCUUCGGGAGUUCAUGCCGACUCCAGUGUCCGUCUUCGGCGUCUGCGUGGGCACCGUCAUGGCGUGCAACAUUGCUGGGGUUGUUCUGUCCUGGUGGUACGUGCCCGAGACUAGCCGCCGUAGUCUGCAGGAUAUAGAGGCCAUCCUCUGCGGAUGGCAGCCAGCGACUCCACGCCGCACAACCUCAUCGCAUGUGAGAUUAGAAUACGGGAGCAGCGACUGA
This is a messenger RNA of Phytophthora sojae, 1731 nucleotides long. RefSeq lists its product as hypothetical. Gene Ontology annotation, biological process: transmembrane transport. The transcript is spliced from 2 exons. The record is from RefSeq and is a predicted model, not a curated record. The coding region runs from base 1 to 1731 and encodes 576 amino acids. NCBI's taxonomy places the organism in Eukaryota, Oomycota, Peronosporomycetes, Peronosporales, Peronosporaceae. Gene Ontology annotation, molecular function: transmembrane transporter activity. Gene Ontology annotation, cellular component: membrane.